This is a messenger RNA of Venturia canescens, 1842 nucleotides long. RefSeq names its product spherulin-4-like. The record is from RefSeq and is a predicted model, not a curated record. Bases 681 to 1424 code for a protein of 247 amino acids. The transcript has a single exon. NCBI's taxonomy places the organism in Eukaryota, Metazoa, Arthropoda, Insecta, Hymenoptera, Ichneumonidae.
CGUGUUGGGUUUGGUGCGUUUUUCUUUGCUUCAAAUCAAUGUUUUUUUUAGUCAGCUGACUGUACCUUGCAGCCGUGUAGCUCGAUACGUCAUUUCUUCAUUUUUCUGUACUUUCUGUCUGUUUUUUCUUCUGCCAUAUAUUUCAAGGAAUUCGGCGUGUUUCAAUUCGAUAAGUUUAUCUAUUAUGUAUAUCUCACAACUAUUUUUGAAGCCUGUAAAACAUUUCUCACAUAAUAGCAGUAGGUGCUAUAUAAGACUGUGCAAUUUGGAGGUAAUCCAGCGAUUUUUUAUCUCACAAAAUAAAUUGUAAAUCUUAUGUAAAUGUAUUUCGUAUGUGCGGAAUGUGUUUACGACCAUGCAAUAAAAAAUUCAAAGCUGCCGCUUUAUUUACACUCAAGCCGAACUUCUUCAGGUAAACUAAUUAAGAUAAGCACCCAAUACCCCGAAUUUUCGAUAACUGGCUUAACAAAUAAAGAGACAAACAACACAAAUAUAAACUAUGACAGAGGUUCCGAAGUCGUCAGUAUUCGAUAGAACGUUGUACAUCGUAGUAGUUGCUCUCGGAGCCCUCAAUCUUUGACUUUGUAAACUCUGUAAAACAAGAACUCGGUCGCAACGGUCUUGGCCCUUAAACAAUAUUAAUAUACUGUUUUACAAAGAAUAAGUUCAAUCAACAAAUUAUGGAGGCUGUGGGAACUUGCCUUGGGAUUCUCCUGCUGUCAGCUGUCUCGCAAGCUGCUCCUGGACUGCUUAUUCCUCUCUACGCUUACCCUUUGGACUCUGACCCUACCUGGACAACUGUCAAAUCUUCUGCCUCUUCCAAUCCAUCUGUCGAGUUCAUUGCCGUUGUGAAUCCAAAUAGUGGCCCAGGUGACAAUAUUGAUGCAAUUUAUGGCACUGCUAUAGCUCAACUGGCAUCAGCUGGAGUAAAAUGCAUUGGAUAUGUUCCAACCAAUUACGGUGCUGUUGCUGCUAAAACAGCAACUGAAAACAUGGACAAAUAUGCACGUUGGUAUCCCAUUAUUUCUGGAUUCUUUUUUGAUGAAAUGACCAACAUUGGAAACAAAGAAUCGUAUUACACAUCCUUGACCACUCAUGCUGUUUCAAUUGGCAAGCCUUUCACUGUUGGAAACCCUGGCACAUCAACUACGCGGGCAUACUUUGAUUCCGUCAAUAACACUGUGAUUUAUGAAACAGCUAAGCUGCCACAACCUUCCAAACUCAAUCUUGGCUUCCCAAGAUCCCGCUGUUCCAUGAUCGCCUACGACGUAGCUGCUUCUCAGGUCAAUCAAUCUUACAUCAACGACAUUUUAAAAUACACUUCUUAUAUCUACAUCACCGAUGAUAAACUCGACAACCCUUACGAUCGGCUUCCAACCUACUUUAAUCAGCUUGUUGAAUAUGUACGUGCUGCCAGGAUUUAAUUCCUGAUUAUACAUCUUCAUCACGGAUUUCUUCGACUAUUGAUCUUUCUCAGAGAUGAAGCAGCUGACAAGAGGUGAAGGUGCAAAAAAAAAAUUUCACGAUAAGAAGUGAGCAUUCCAGUGAAUAGAUUUACUUGAUUUAGUUGAUAUUUAAAAUGAAAUGAAGAGGUCAUAAUAAACAAACCCCAGCCUUGCAAAAUCCAUAAAAAUCUGUUCUUCCCAAUUCUCUGACGAAUCAGCACAUCCCUGGAAAUACCAUUUUUUCUCCUCUACCGGUUCAAACCAAGAUUUUGAACAAGUACGUUUAUGAAUACAAGUUCCCUCCCAGAGAUUCUUUUUGUUUCUUUGAUAAUAAAAUAAUAAAUAUUAUUGGAUCGAUAGAAGAGGAAAUAAAUUGGAAAACGAUAUUUGCACCAAA